AUCUUUGGUUUAACUUUUAAGUUAACCGUCUCUUGGUUUGCCUUUCCAAGUUUCCAUUGUCAUUUCAAUUUUAAAGAGUCAAUCAAUCAAAAGGAAGAAAAAUGUAAAGAGUUACUAAUACUCCUACUAAGUUGAGUUGAGUUGAGUGUAAAGAGUUUGAGUUAGAGAUAUAGAAGUAGCAGCCCAGAAAAGAAAUGGGGGUUCCUGCUUUUUACAGAUGGCUGGUUGAUAAAUAUCCCAAAAUUGUUGUAAAUGAUCAUCUUAAUUGUGUUCACCCUUUGGAGUUUGACAAUUUAUAUCUGGACAUGAAUAAUAUCAUCCAUCCUUGUUUUCAUCCUGAUCAUAAUACUAUAUCUCCUCCAACAACAUUUGAUCAAGUGUUUCAAAAUAUAUAUGCCUACAUAGAUCGGUUAAUCAGAAUUGUAAGGCCCCGGAAGUUGCUCUAUCUUGCAAUUGAUGGUGUUGCACCAAGGGCUAAGAUGAAUCAACAAAGGUCUCGGCGUUUUAGGACUGCAAAAGAUAAUGAAGUUGCUGAUGAAGAAGAAAAGAGGCUUAGGGAAGAGUUUGAAAGGAAGGGCAAAAAAUUGCUUCCUAAGUUAGAAUCUCAAGUAUCUGAUUCUAAUGUAAUCACUCCUGGAACUGAAUUUAUGCAUCAGCUGUCUAAGGCUUUAAUACUUUAUAUUCAUCAAAAGCUUAAGAAUGAUCCUCUUUGGUCCCAACUUCAGGUUAUUCUAUCUGAUGCUACUGUUCCUGGAGAAGGAGAACACAAAAUUAUUUCAUUUAUUCGUAGCAAACGUAGCAUUGCAGGCUAUGAUCUGAAUACUAGACAUUGUCUAUAUGGCCUGGAUGCAGACCUUAUUAUGCUAGCAUUAGCCACACAUGAACUGCAUUUUUCCAUAUUAAGAGAGGACGUGCUUCAAGUGCCAGAAGAGGUGUCUAUUUCUGAAUCAACACUUGUUUCAAACAUUCAGAAUGCUGCAGAGAAUAUCUUGAUCAAAUCUGUAGAAGAUAAGCCAAAACCAUACUUUGAUAUUGCUGAGAGAGAACUAUCUUCCCCGCUGCCACCACAGAAGUAUCAAUUUUUGCAUAUUUGGAUCUUGAGGGAGUAUUUGGAGCUCGAUAUGCAGAUAAUUGAUCCACCCGAUAAGUUUGAAUUUGAUAUAGAGAGGAUAGUUGACGACUUCAUUUUCAUAUGUUUUUUUGUUGGCAAUGAUUUCUUGCCUCACAUGCCUACCUUGGAAAUACAUGAGAAUGCCAUAGACUUGCUCAUGUAUGUCUACAAGAAAAAAUUUAAAAGUAUUGGCGGAUAUUUGGUGGAUGCACAGAGAGUAAAUGACCAUAAUGCUGGUUACAUUAAUCUAAAAAGAGUUGAGAAGUUCAUUCUAUCUGUUGGAUGUUUCGAGGAAACGAUCUUCAAGAAAAGAACUGAAAUGAGGGAACGAAAACUAAGAAGGAUAGUGUCAGAAUUGAUUUCAGAAGCAGAUGAGGCAGAUCAUGAUGGUUUUGAGCUGAGUUUAAUGGAUUCUAAGGAUCAUGAAACUGGAAAUGCUCAGAAGAAUAGCUCAAGUAGCUCAGAUAUUGAGGAAAUGUUAAAAAAUACCAAGGCGCUGAAUGAAAAACUGAAGCUGUCCAUUCGUCAUAAAUCUGAUAUGUUCAAGUACGGAAAUUUGGGAUGCGAUAAGGUCAAGCUUGGCUCUGUGGGAUGGAAGCAGAGAUAUUAUAAAGAGAAGUUUGCAGUGGAGGAUCCCAAGGAAGUAGAGAGCAUGAGAAAGGAAAUUGUUCAGAAGUACACAGAAGGACUAUGUUGGGUCUUUCUGUACUAUUUUUCUACUAUACCAUCAUGGAAUUGGUACUAUCCUUACUAUUAUGGACCUUUUGCUUCGGAUUUGAGGGGUUUGGCUGGUGUUAAAGUGGAAUUUCAAAAGGAUAUGCCCUUUAGGCCAUUUGACCAACUAAUGGCUGUGCUUCCGCCAAAAAGUGCACAUGCUCUUCCAAGAGUCUUCAGAGAAUUAAUGACAGACAGCAAUUCUGAUAUCAUUGAGUUUUAUCCUUCUGAUUUUGAUGUUGAUGUCGAUGGUAAAAGAUUUCUCUGGCAGGGAAUUUGUAAGCUUCCGUUUAUAGAACAGGAAAAGCUGUUGAGUGCAACCAAACCGUUGGAGCAGAAAGUAGAGGAAUGGGAAGCUAAAAGAAACAUUUCAUCUACUGAUAAGCUGUUUAUAGGAGCUUCCAAUAGCACCGAGAUAGAGUAUAGGGAUUAUUUACGUAAGCAUACAGAAGUUGAAGACGGAAUUAUCACCGAGAUAGAGUAUAGGGAUUAUUUACGUAAGCAUACAGAAGUUGAAGACGGAAUUAUGUGCUUCCAUUUUGAGUUGCCUGUAGUACAAACUCCUGUACCUCGACUGCUGGAAGGGAUUGAACUUCCUGAAAAGACAAUACUUGAAAGCGAUAUUAUGGAGACAAUGCUUUGGCAUGAAUACAGGGGCAGACCACCAAUUACUAGGGCUAUAUCAGUUGGUGUUAGGAAAGACAAGGCAGUAAACGAAGCCUCUACAUUCAGACAAGCUGGCCAGGUUGGCUUUGAAUCUUCCGGUAGAAGAAAAGGAAUCCCUUUAAGUUCGUACCGGCCUCAUAAUGCUAUGAAUCAAAGGCAUCACAAUCAUUUCGGGAACAUGAAUUCUACAUCAACUUGUCCUCAAAGUGUUGAUAGAGGUUUACAGAAUAUGAGAAUAUCACCUCAUAAUGCAAAUAGAUCAUAUGACAGUGCGUAUAACAGAGACACGCAAAAUUGCACUGUACAACAAGAAAACACUUGGCGACUAGUUUCCCAUUCAAGGAAUGCUGUUUCUAGUCAAGGCAGUGUGGGAUGUACACCGCAGUUUAGGCCUCAUAAUGCAAAUACACAUCAGUUCUUGGGCCGGGGAAGAGGAAGAGUCGGAAGGGGAAGAGGAAGAGGCAGAGCUGGGCCACGGCCCCAAAUGUAUAGCCAUUAUCCUUGAUCUUACGGCUGGUUUGUCAAUCAUAUGUUACACCUAAAUUUUUGGAUUCACCGUGUUACCCCUUUUUGCUGCUUAUAUGCUCAUUAAUUUUUGGGGGUUUGCUAACUAACAAUAUACCUAAGCCCUUAUAUCAAUUGUGGUGGUCGUGGAAUGUUAUAAUGUGGUAAGGGGAAUGAUUACUAGAAUUAUCAUACUUUUGAGUUUUGACUAGGAAAUAUGUGUUGAUUACCAUUUUUUAUGCCUUAUUUAAAACACACUGGUUGGGGGCCGAGUGCUAAGCAUGCGGUCCGUCAAAUUACACUAUUGAAUUUUGUUCCGGUUGUGGAGAGAACAAUCAACAUUCUCAACAAAGAUGAAGAGAAUGCCUUUUAAGGUUCACUGUGUAUAUGAACUAUUGGGGAGGUCUGAGUUGUUUUUUCGACUGUUUCACUGUGUUUUCCAACACAAGUUAGCAAAUGAGGGCCGGGGAUUCUCCUCCGAUGAUUAAGUCAGCAAGGGUUUUGAGAUGAUUACUGAUAAAGUUUAUAAGGAAUUAGAGCUGUUUUUGUACGAGAGAAUGAUACUUGGGUUUCAGUGUAAAAGUUACGUUAUUAUUGAUGAUGCAUGACACUGUAUAUAUAGUGGUGGGCUUUAGGAGAGGUUUUCAAAACUCUAAUGGCAGUUUAAGCUUUAACCUUAAUUGGAAUCUUGGGAUUAGUGGAGAGAGAAAUAGAAUAUUUUGUAAGCCUAUGAGGCAUUUGGUGAUUUGCUAAUCCUUAUACCCUGGUCUCCACUCUCUGUCUUUUAGUACACCUACAUGGUGCCUUGCCUUAUACAAGUAUUGACAACUAGUCUAAGCAUAAUUGUAGUUGCUUCCUGCCACAUUAUCGUUUCCGUUGUCAUCAUUCUGCAUAAUCAAUCAUUCUGCAGGUAUUCAUGUUCUUCAUUUUCUGCCAAAGUCCUUUUGAUAUGACCCUACUGCUUCUGUGAGUCUUGUAGUCUUGAGUCUUAGCUGAGGAGUAGGUUUAAUCCUCCAGGGAGCUAAGUCGUCCUUCCCAAGGAGCCUGGACUUUUGAAGGGGUUCUAGUUUCUUUGUCCUGUCCUUCGUUUAUGGUAGUGAUUGGGGUUUCUCCUCUUUCAGAGUCUUGGGACUAAGAGUCAUGUUUCAGCACAUACAAAUUUAAUAUUGAUAUUUUAUUCAUUUUUAUUGUCUACAAUACAAAUAAUAGGUUGUAAGUCGUAAAACAUAAUAUUGAACACGCAAAUUCGCUAUAAUUUUAUUUGAAGGUAGAGGACAUUGCCAUAAGAAUCAACUCGAAAUAUAACCGGAUUAAAACCAGCAUUCCUACAUAAUUAC
Amaranthus tricolor (Joseph's coat) is the source of this 4332-nucleotide messenger RNA. RefSeq names its product 5'-3' exoribonuclease 3-like. Lineage: Eukaryota; Viridiplantae; Streptophyta; Magnoliopsida; Caryophyllales; Amaranthaceae. The transcript is spliced from 24 exons. Gene Ontology annotation, cellular component: nucleus. The coding region runs from base 195 to 2996 and encodes 933 amino acids. Gene Ontology annotation, biological process: nuclear-transcribed mRNA catabolic process. Gene Ontology annotation, molecular function: RNA binding; 5'-3' RNA exonuclease activity. The record is from RefSeq and is a predicted model, not a curated record.